AUGGAAUGUAUUGGUGUUGCAUCCCGUGGAAUAGUUCAUGAAGUGCUCACAAGAUAUAACUAUCAGCAAUGGAAAACUCUAAUGAAAAGCUAUCUGAGGGGGGAAAAUUUGUGGGAAGUUGUGGUGAAUGGUUAUGCUUCGACACCCAUUGAUGCACAAAGAGACGCAAAGGCUCUGCAUAUUAUUCAACUAUCAUGUGCACCAAUAAUUUUCGAACAAAUUAAACACCUCCAAACCGCCCACGAAGCUUGGAAUCACUUGGCCGAAGUUUGCAGAUCUGAAGUCCAACCGCAUAUUCGACACGGUGUUGUAUCUGACAACGUUAGUGAGCACAAAGAUUUAUACAAGUUUGUGAAAAACGGUGAUUGGGAAGGCACGAGCUCAUACUUGAGGGAUCAACCGAAUGCCAUAUUUUGGGCUCCGCCUUCAGGUAGGACGGUUCUUCAUGUUGCAACAAUAGAAGGACAUAUGAAAAUUGUGGAGUGGUUAGUGUACUUAGGGAAGAAGCAAUUAGUAGAAAUGCAGGAUGAGGAUGGUAAUACUGCUCUUGCUCUUGCUGCUGGUUACACGGGAAACGUUAAUAUAGCAAGAUAUUUUGUAAAUGUGGAAGGUGGCUUAGAAUUGCUUGCUAUAGAGAACAAAGAGGGUGAGAUCCCUCUUCUUCUGGCUGCUAAUUCAGGACGCAAAAGAAUGACUCGUUACCUUCACUUUAGAACUUCUUUCGAUGUCAUUGAUAAGCAGUCUUCUGACAAUCGAGUUUUGCUUCUGGAACGAUGCAUCCAAGCGCAUAUAUUUGAUGUAGCUUUGGGAUUGCUUAAAUCUUACGGGGAACUGCCCAUUCAAUCCUUACGCGUCUUGCAAGAAUUGGCUCGAGUGCCUUCUGAAUAUUCACAGGCCAGCCGUUGGCAGACAAUAGUUUACAGUUUGAAAACUGGUACUUUAGUCGAUUUGAUUUUGACAAUUAUGCACAUGUUUGGAAAGUUGGUGGUUUCAGAAUCGACAACGGAUCUAUAUGAACUGAAUACAAAGAAUACAGAGAAUACAGAGAGUAUAUAUAUAUUUCCACACAAGCUUGAAUUUCCAGAAAUAUUAAGGUAUUAUAAAGAUAUUGUUUCGAAGUUUAAUAGUUCAGAACUCCGGGAUGCUUUGGUGUAUGAUGCCAUGUUGGAAGCAGCAAAGCAUGGAAAUGUUGAGUUCAUAAAUGCUAUGAGGGAGGCUAACCAUGACCUCUUAUGGGCAAUGGACGAUCAUGGAAGAGACAUAUUUUCGUAUGCAGUUCUUCAUCGCAAAUACAAUGUGUUCCAACUCAUGAGUUCUCUCUGUGGAAAUAAGGAUAUAAUUAACUAUACAACAGACAUGCUUGGCAAUAACCUAUUGCACUUGGCUGCACGUUUAGGACCUUUGUCUGAUCUGAAUCUCAGACCCGGUGCUGCUCUGCAAAUGCAAAGAGAAAUUCAAUGGUUUAAGGCGGUGGUGGAAGUUGUGCAUAUCAAAUGCAGAGAAGCCAAAAAUGAUGAGGGUAAGAAGCCUGAAGAGAUAUUUAUUGAAACGCACAAGGAGCUGAUGAAAGAUGGAGAAAAAUGGGCAAAGGAAACAGCUGCGACAUUUGCAAUUGUGGGUGGUCUCGUUAUAACUGUGAUGUUCGCUGCAAUCUUCACUGUCCCAGGGGGUCUCCUUCAAGAUACUGGAAUGCCGAUUCUGAUAAAGCAAAAACGGUUUACUGUGUUUAUUGUAGCUGAUGUAAUCUCUCUCUUGGCGUCUAUCAUUACAGUAUUGAUAUACAUUGACCUGCAAACAUCGCGUUAUGCUCCGACAGACUUCCUAAAAAGAUUGCCCAUCAAGAUAAUGUCAGGGCUUGGGUUCCUUUCCCUGUCUCUAGUGUCCAUGAUGAUUGCCUACUGUGCUGCGCUUGGAAUAGUUCUACAAAAAUCAAGCUUGUACAAGCACUUCUAUGUAGGAAUCGUCGUAUUGGCAUGCGUUCUCUUCAUUUUACUCGUACCCUUACAGCUCAUAUCUCAAAUUGUCAAUUUUACAACAGUAAAUCCCAUUAACGGUCGCCAGGAAACCUUCAUCCGAAGAGUUUUUCGUUAUUCUCGCGUAUUUGUCAAGAUGUUAGUGUAUUAUAUAUGUGACCCAUUGUCAAAUUUUUUUUUUAAAUUUGUUGUUAAAAUAUCAGGAUCCUAAUGUAUUAUAUAUGUGCAGCAGAUGAUUCUGUCCCAUCUUGAUUGAGUAAUUAUA
This is a messenger RNA of Vigna angularis (adzuki bean), 2238 nucleotides long. RefSeq lists its product as uncharacterized. Bases 1 to 2184 code for a protein of 727 amino acids. The transcript has 6 exons. Gene Ontology annotation, molecular function: protein binding. Lineage: Eukaryota; Viridiplantae; Streptophyta; Magnoliopsida; Fabales; Fabaceae. The record is from RefSeq and is a predicted model, not a curated record.